This is a messenger RNA of Zychaea mexicana, 2481 nucleotides long. RefSeq names its product coatomer WD associated region-domain-containing protein. Gene Ontology annotation, biological process: intracellular protein transport; retrograde vesicle-mediated transport, Golgi to endoplasmic reticulum; endoplasmic reticulum to Golgi vesicle-mediated transport. Bases 1 to 2481 code for a protein of 826 amino acids. Gene Ontology annotation, molecular function: structural molecule activity; protein binding. The transcript is spliced from 14 exons. The record is from RefSeq and is a predicted model, not a curated record. Gene Ontology annotation, cellular component: COPI vesicle coat. Lineage: Eukaryota; Fungi; Mucoromycota; Mucoromycetes; Mucorales; Lichtheimiaceae.
AUGGGCAUGCGAAUAGACAUCAAGCGCAAGCUUUUGUCGCGCUCAGACCGCGUCAAAAGCGUUGAUCUUCAUCCAACGGAACCUUGGGUUCUUGCAAGUUUGUAUAACGGCCACGUUUAUAUUUACAACUACGAGACGCAGGCGCUUGUCAAGACAUUUGAAGUAACUGAAACACCUGUCCGUGCUGCCAAGUUCAUUGCACGAAAGAACUGGAUUGUCACCGGCUCCGAUGAUUCGCAGAUUCGCAUUUUCAAUUACAACACCCAUGAAAAGGUUGCCAGCUUUGAGGGUCACCCUGACUAUAUUCGCUGUCUCGCUGUGCAUCCCACACAACCACUUGUUCUUUCCGGAUCCGAUGAUAUGACCAUUCGCUUGUGGGAUUGGGAGAAGGGUUGGAAGUGUGUCCAGAUAUUUGAAGGCCAUUCGCAUUUCGUCAUGCACUUGACCUUUAAUCCAAAGGAUUCCAACACUUUCGCUUCGGCUGGUCUGGACGGUGUCAUCAAAGUAUGGUCACUCGGUUCGAACGUGCCCAACUUUACCUUGGAAGGGCACGAGAAGGGUGUCAAUUAUGUCGACUAUUACCAUGGUGGCGAUAAGCCCUAUUUGAUCUCGUGUGCUGAUGACAACCUGGUGAAAGUGUGGGAUUAUCAAAACAAAAACUGCGUUCAAACGCUUGAAGGCCAUAGCCAAAACGUCAACUUUGCUUCGUUUCAUCCCGAACUCCCUAUCAUCAUGUCUGGUUCUGAAGAUGGGACUGUCAGAAUCUGGAACUCGGAAACGUACCGUCUUGAGAAUAGCUUGAACUAUGGUUUGGAACGCGGUUGGUGCAUUGCGUACCAAAAGGGUGGCAACAAUGUGGCGCUGGGUUUCGAUGAAGGUUCCGUCGUGCUCAAACUGGGUAGAGAAGAGCCUGCUGUUUCGAUGGAUACGUCAGGCAAAAUUAUCUGGGCCAAGCAUUCCGAAAUUCAAACGGCAAAUGUCAAGACCGGCGUUGAUGCGAGCGCCAAGGAUGGUGAACGUCUUGCCCUGCCAAUCAAGGAUCUGGGUAGCUGCGAAGUGUAUCCUCAAACGCUCCAACACUCUCCAAACGGUCGUUUUGUCGUUGUGUGCGGUGACGGUGAAUACAUCAUCUACACAGCAUUGGCCUGGAGAAACAAGAGUUUCGGCAGCGGUAUUGGAUUUGCUUGGGCUGCUGAUUCCAAGGCUUAUGCCGUUCGUGAGUCCACCUCGCGUGUCAAGAUUUUUGUCAACUUUAGAGAACGCACCGGUCUUCUUCCUAAGCUCGGCUAUGCAGCUGAGGGCAUCUUUGGCGGUCCCUUGCUUGGUGUUAAGGCGAAUGGCUUUUUGAACUUUUACGACUGGGAGACAGGUGCUGUUGUCCGACGCAUCGAUGUAGAGGCAAAGAGUGUAUUCUGGUCCGACGCUGGCGACCUUGUUGCUAUUGUCUGUGAAGAAUCCUUCUACAUUCUCCGAUACAAUGCUCAAGCUUAUGCUCAAUUUGUGGAAAGUGGAGGCGACCCUGGUUUGGAAGGUGUCGAAGAAGCAUUCGAAUUCGAAAAUGAUAUUACUGAGAGUGUAAGAACAGGUACCUGGGCUGGCGACUGCUUUAUCUACACCAACAGCGCUAACCGCCUCAACUACGUCGUCGGUAACGAAACCUAUACCAUCAGCCAUUUCGAUAAACCCAUGUACCUCCUUGGUUAUUCUCCACGAGACAACUUGGUCUAUCUUGCCGACAGAGAUGUCAAUGUAUACAGCUAUGCCCUCUCGUUGACCGUGAUCAAGUAUCAGACAGCCGUAUUGCGCAGCGACCUUGAAUCUGCUGCUUCACUUUUACCUGAAAUUCCAGCAGAUCAAAGGGGCCGCAUUGCACGAUUUUUGGAAGCACAAGACCUCAAGGAAUUGGCGCUGGAGGUAUCAACAGACGCAGAACAAAAGUUCGAUUUAGCUAUCCAAUUGGGUAAACUGGACAUUGCCACAGAAAUUGCACGUGAGCUUGAUAACGAAGCCCGAUGGAGAAAUCUGAGCGAUGUUGCCUUGACAAACUGGAAAUUCGAUUUGGCCGAAGAGUGUCUGCAAAAAGCAAAGGAUCUCAGCGGUCUUUUACUCUUUUAUACUGCCAGUGGAAACCGUGCCGGUUUACGGGAAGUGGCAGAUCAAGCGUUGGAGCAAGGCAAAAACAACAUUGCUUUCUCGGCAUUGCUUGAGCUGGGCGCAAUACCCGAGAUGAUCCAGCUAUUGAUCAAAACCGACCGUCUCCCAGAAGCUGCUAUGCUUGCAAGAACAUAUGCCCCCGACAGCAUGUCAUCCAUUGUAAAACAGUGGAAGGCAGAUUUGGAAAAGAAGAACCGCAAGAAAACAGCCGAAAGUUUAGCUGAUCCAGCAGAAUACGCCAAUCUGUUUAACGAAAUACAAAAGACUGACAAUACCGCAGACAAUCAGCAAGAGGCAACCCUUGUGGAUACCUCAGCUCCAGUUUAA